ACCGCCACAGCCUGAGCGGUGCCGGUGAGCUUGCAAGCUUACGCGGUCGGACUGCGUAGAUGAUCGGUUGGAAGCCCGGGAAAAUGGCACGCGAUGCUCUCGCAGUGCUUCUCGGCGGUCUCAUAGCUGCUAUAUGGGCGACUCCGAUCGUGCACAGAGAUCCUUGUUCCGCCAUUGCGAAUCAAACCUGGGUCUCGCCUCAGAACGUCAGGGCUUGCUUCACCUCAUUCUCAGUGGAGACUGAUAUCAAGGAGAAUAUCAUAGAGGUCGUGAACAAGACGUUGGCUUUCCAUACUUCAGUCAACUAUCAGCGUCUGGCACCUCCGCCUUUCUCCAAUGAUGUACAUGAGGACAUCUUGGCGGACUUGGCACGAAUCAGUAGCCAGAAGCACGCCUCGGAUUUUGACUUUCACCUUGACCUAUCUCGGGCUUUCAAGAGGCUCAAUGAUGGGCAUUGCGUCUACAUCAACCUAUGCUAUGACUAUAAGCAUGUGCACAUCGCACCAGAAGCAUUCGAGGUCGCAUCCGCUGAGUUCGGAGAAGAAAUCGAAUGGUGGCAGGAGGCGCUUCCUGGAGAACUGAAAGGCCAACUGAGCUCACUGUCCGGUGCCAAAGUCCUGCUUAUUGAUGGCGUUGAUCCCUUUGUUGCGGUUAAUGCUAAUGCACUGAUCACGGGAGGCUAUCAGGGAUACGGAACACGCCAAAACUCAUUCUUCUCCAGCUACAACCGAGCUGAAACAGGUUGGGUCUAUGUCAUGGGUAACUUUGCGCAGCAAAGCCUACCGCUAAUCGACUCCGUGAUUCUGACCAUACAACGGCUGGGCAGCGACAAGAACGAUACAAUCGUGCUCCCAUACCGCUCCCGCAUAUCACCAUCUGCAUCGCCAUGGAGGGAUGCUGCCUCGUUACGAGUUGAUAACUGUAUUGCAACGAAUAGCACAAACGGCGUAGAUCUCUACGCCGAAGCCGAUGUGACCUCCGAUUCCGAAAGGCGGCAGCAGCCCCUUCGCAUACCGACAAUCAUUGAGGUUCGAAGACGCAAGCAUCAUAUGAAUGCCCUUGUGAACGCUGAGCCGCAACAGAGUGGCGAGCUGCCACCACGUCUCACGCCGCCAUCUGCGCUGAAUGGGAGCUCUGGUGUCGCGCAAUUUCAUAUGCUGAACGAUAGCCGGACUGGUGUUCUGGCACUUGGAAGCUUCUCGGCAAGCUCUUUCAAGAAUCUGCAGCGGAGCUUGCUGGACGGUUUGCAGGGCUUGAAGGAGCAGGGUGCCGAUCGGUUGAUCGUUGACGUGACGAAUAACGGUGGUGGCUACAUUUGUAUUGCCCAUUGGCUGCAUCGUCUGAUUGCCGGUCCGAAGAACACCACUAUCCCGCAGGCAGGCUUGCAAACCCAGACCCGUGCAGGUCCUCUUGCGCAGUUUAUCGUCCAAGAGAUCGCGAGUGGUGCCGAUCCUGAGAACCAACUGCUGUACAACCCCUUGAAUUGGGAAUUCGCUAACAAUACUCCAUUUCCGGCGUCGUUAGAUUGGCUGUACCCUCCGGUGGAGAAGAUCGUCAACCGGCGGGAGGACGCGUUCAGCCAGAGGCUAGGUGACGAGUGCCAGCCGUUCGAGACGGACCCUCCGACAGAAGCGCUAUUCGAUCCAAAGAAGGUGACCAUCGUUAGUAACGGGAGAUGUGAAAGUUCGUGCUCGUUGUUCAGUAUAGCCAUGUCAAAGGAAGAGGGAACCAAGACAGUCGUCGUCGGUGGCAAGGCUGACGUUCCACAGCAGUAUUGCGGAAUCGUAGGUGGUCAAUCCACGCGGUUUGCUGAUAUCGACACGGAAAUCAAGACGGCUGGGCUUAAGAACCACUCGUUGGCUCCCCCUGAUUUCAAGACGAAUAGUAUUCAAGGCAUCACAUGGAGGCUCGGAUUUGGCAUAGAUGAUCCAUCGCGACCGGAAGAGUGGCAAGAUCAUCCCGCGGACGUGAAUCUUCCGCUGACCGCGGACAUUGUGAACAAACCAAUUGCUAUCUGGGAGACAGUAGCCAGGAACGUUCUUUGAACCACUGUCAUGCAUGGCCAUAUCUUCUGAGACGAACAGUGGGGGAAGCGGCAAUGUACUUUCGGUUGCUGAUCAUCGAUCUUAUGCGAUAGAGAGCGCCUCUCUGGUCACGAUGCGGGGAUGCGUAAGUUUUGUGACGCUGCAAGGCGCCUACAGGAGAGAUCAUUCGACCGAAGUGAAUCAACGUCGUCUCUGAUCAUUCAUUGACACACAGCUUCGCUCUUGUGAGAAAGCCAUGGCGAGGGAGAUUCUCCUCAAUGGGUGGUAAUUCGUUGAACCGUGCGACUAGGAUGAGCUUCUCAAGCCUAUCAGAAAACGCCUCACACCCGGUCCCCCCACGCGCCUGAGACUGUCGACGGGUAAUUGUCUCACGCCCUUCCGAGAAAUCGU
Molecule: messenger RNA, 2435 nt
Organism: Laetiporus sulphureus 93-53
Lineage: Eukaryota; Fungi; Basidiomycota; Agaricomycetes; Polyporales; Laetiporaceae
Exons: 17
Coding region: 60-2045 (661 amino acids)
Biological process (GO): proteolysis
Molecular function (GO): serine-type peptidase activity
Source: RefSeq, a predicted model, not a curated record